Messenger RNA from Babesia bigemina, 720 nucleotides. RefSeq names its product vesicle transport protein, putative. Gene Ontology annotation, molecular function: SNAP receptor activity. Lineage: Eukaryota; Apicomplexa; Aconoidasida; Piroplasmida; Babesiidae. The coding region runs from base 1 to 720 and encodes 239 amino acids. Gene Ontology annotation, cellular component: SNARE complex; ER to Golgi transport vesicle membrane; endoplasmic reticulum-Golgi intermediate compartment. Gene Ontology annotation, biological process: endoplasmic reticulum to Golgi vesicle-mediated transport; retrograde vesicle-mediated transport, Golgi to endoplasmic reticulum; vesicle fusion with Golgi apparatus. The record is from RefSeq and is a predicted model, not a curated record. The transcript has 3 exons.
AUGGGCGAUCUGACACUUUUAUGUCGAGCCUCCGACGGCCUACCCCUCGUGGAAAUAUGGGAAGACAGAAUCUCUCCGGAAUCGUUAGAUUUAAACUCCAACGAGGUAUCAAAGGUAACGCAAUCUAUAAAAAUAAAUGCUCGCAUGAUCUGCCGGAAACUGCCGCCAAACUCGACAAAAUGCUCCAUCAUGGAAGGUGACGUAUGCUACCAUUACAUGGUGGAGGGUGGAAUCUGCUACAUGACGGUAACUUCUACUGAGUAUCCCAAGAAACUAGCAUUUCUCUACCUUGCUGAACUGUGCGCUGCAUUUGAGAAAGAGCUAGAAACACAAAGGAAAUCGCAUUCUCCGAACGACCCAUUACGCGCCAUUGCUAAGCCGUACAGUUUCAUGACAUUUGAUCGCACCAUCCAUAAAAUAAAGGCUAACUUCAAAGAUCCGAACUCAAGCAAGGCACUGCAUAUGAUCAACAAUAGCCUCAACGAGGUCACCAACAUCAUGCGGCGCAACAUCGACGAAAUACUGCAGCGUGGAGAAAACCUAGAAGAUAUUGGCCGCAUGGCAGACGGACUCAAAGCUGAAACUCUGAAGUUCAAAACAUCAUCAAAGCUGCUGGCCCAGCAAAGCCUACUCGAAAAAUAUCUGGUGUUUGUUAUUGUGGCUGUUGUCAUCAUCAUGUGUUACUAUUUCGCCUUCGGAAGCACUAAGGGGACCACAUGA